Solanum verrucosum is the source of this 1939-nucleotide messenger RNA. Its product is annotated as plastidal glycolate/glycerate translocator 1, chloroplastic. Lineage: Eukaryota; Viridiplantae; Streptophyta; Magnoliopsida; Solanales; Solanaceae. The coding region runs from base 52 to 1593 and encodes 513 amino acids. The transcript has 8 exons. The record is from RefSeq and is a predicted model, not a curated record.
UGCCAGUUCAAAAAAUGGACCAACUACAUUCUCUUCUUUUCAAGAUUCCCCAUGGCGACAGCUUCAGCUGUUCCAAAGAGUUUAUUUCUCCCCAAUUUCCAUUACCCAACAACUCUCUAUCAAAUAAAGCUCAAAACUUUACAAACCCCACUUAGAAUCCUUUCUCAGAAAUCCAAUUUGAGCUCUAAUGGAGUCAAUAUCAAGACAAAUUUCGUCAAAAAUACACAAUCCCAUGAAAGGGGUGUUAAGAGAAUUCACUCUAGUAGAAGACUUAUUGUUAGAUCCAUGGGAUCAGACAGUAGUGUUGCAUCCACAGGGUUACCGAGCAAGGUGUUUGGAGCAUUGCAUUUAUUAGUUUCACUUGGAAUCAUACUGGCUAUGGAUAAAUUGUUAAAGAAAGCAUUUGUGGAAGCUGCUAUUAAGUUCCCAAGUGCUCUAUUUGGAAUGUUUUGCACAUUUGCUGUUCUAACGAUUCUUGACUCCGUUGUUCCUAAGGCUGCAGAAGGAUUGAUGAACUUUUUUGAGCCUGCACUUUUGUUUAUCCAGAGAUGGCUUCCAUUGUUUUAUGUACCUUCUUUGGUUGUUCUCCCUCUUGCCGUCAAGGAUGUUCCUGCAGCUUCUGGGGCUAAGAUUUGUUUUAUACUAGUUGGGGGCUGGUUGGCUUCUCUUUGUGUUGCGGGUUUCACAGCUAUAUCCGUGAGGAAAAUGGUAAAGACCGAGAUGAUACCUGCUGAGCCCAUGGCAAAGCCUUCUCCUUUUACUUCUUUGGAGAUGUGGACUUGGAGUGGGAUCUUUUUGGCAUCAUUUGUUGGUGCACUUUACUAUCCGACAGCGCUGGGAACAAGUGCUAGAACAUGCUUACCCUUUCUACUUUCAUCUACUGUAUUAGGCUACCUAGUUGGAUCAGGGCUUCCAUCGGCUGUAAAGAAGGUUUUCCAUCCAAUCAUCUGUUGUGCAGUCUCUGCAGAUCUUGCAGCCAUUGCUUUUGGAUACCUUUCUAAGUCUGGACUUGAUCCAGUUCUUGGGGAUUAUCUUACAAAGGCCGCAUCUAAUCCUGGAGCUGGGGACAUUCUCAUGGGAUUUUUGGGAUCAGUCAUCAUCUCCUUUGCCUUCUCAAUGUUCAAGCAAAGAAAGCUUGUUAAACGGCACGCUGCUGAGAUUUUCACCUCUGUCAUUAUAUCCACACUAUUUUCACUAUAUUCAACCGCUCUCAUUGGAAGGCUGAUUGGGUUGGAGCCAAAUUUGACUAUAUCGAUCCUACCCCGAUGCAUAACUGUCGCACUAGCUCUCAGCAUUGUUUCUCUAUUUGAAGGUGUGAAUUCAUCCCUAACAGCAGCUGUCGUUGUACUAACUGGUCUGGUGGGAGCAAAUUUUGUUCAGGCAGUGCUGGAUAAACUUGGCUUCAAUGAUCCUAUUGCUCGAGGAAUUGCAACUGCAUCAAGUGCUCAUGGGCUCGGAACAGCAGCUUUAUCAGCUAAGGAACCUGAAGCUCUUCCAUUCUGCGCUAUAGCAUAUGCCCUGACUGGUAUAUUUGGCUCUCUUAUAUGCUCCGUUCCAGCAGUAAGACAGAGCCUACUGGCAAUUGUCGGCUGAGCUGACAGUCUAAACAUUCAUCUUUCUUCAUACCAAUUCGAUCAUUCUAUUGGGAUAAUGCCAGCACAAUCACCCAAGUUAAGGUUCAGAAGGCAACGGGCGACUUGCUGUUUCUUCAGAAUGUUCAGAUUCUAGAUGCAAGGUGUUUAUAAAGUUAAGUUUCCAUUGUUUCUCUAUCACUCUUGGGGAGCAUGAUUAGGAACUUUCCUGUAUCUAGUUUUAGGUUUACUUAGGAUGUGUAUAGAGGUACAUAUCCAUAGUUUUUCGUUGUAAGAUUUUUUCUUGUAAAUUGAAAUGAAUUGCUACUUCUUUUAUGAAAGUAAGCACAGCUGAAUAGCAUGAAACU